UUGCUCUUCUCCCAGCUCGCCCCCUCAUCGACUUGUUCCGUACGGGCCUGCUGUUUUCUGCCUCUCUGUCUGUUCUCUGUCUGUUCUCUGCCUUUUCUCAGUCAUAAUGGACGAUUCAGACCGGCUGAAUGCCGGCAUUUCCAAGCGAAUCCGCCAAGCGUGUGCCAGUUGCCGACGGCGCAAGACCAAGUGCUCUGGAGAGCGUCCAGUAUGCUUCCAUUGUCGCCGCAGUCGCCAGCGCUGCGUGUAUGAACCGUACUCGUCCACCGUCAGCGACGCCAGUGUCCCUCCCCCGCCGCCACCUACUACCCAGGAUAAUAGUGCAAUUCUGCAGCGGAUUAACAUGCUCGAGUCGCGUCUGGCCGAGCUCAGUGACCGCGCAGCGCCCCAGCCCCUGGGAUCACCAACUCAGAACGGGUUUCUUCCGUCUGCCUCGCCUCCGCAGCGCUUUAACAGCGAACAGUGCUCUCUCCCUCCUCCCUCCAUCCUCCAAAACACCAUCGACACCUUCUUCGCUCGCGUCCAGAACCGCCCCUACUCGUAUAUCCAAGAGGCUUCGUUCCGGCGGAAACUAGAACUGGGAAUCGUGCCAAACUGCCUGCUGCUCGCCGUCCUGGCAGCCGCAGUGCGCUUUUCCACGCACGAAUAUUAUGCAGGCAGGAAGCAAGAGGCCAUCGAGGUGUAUGCAAAAGGCUCGUGGAUGUCGGUCCUCACCGAGCAUCUCACGGUGGUUGACAAUCUGACGGUGGAGGUGGUGCAGACCGUGAACCUGCUUGCCAUCGUCAACUAUACAGCUGGCCAUGUCAGCUCUGCCUGGUUGAAGGUUGGCCUCGCGGCGCGCAUAUCCCAGGACCUGCGUCUGAUGAUAGAGCCCUCCAAUGCACUCCCAUUCCCAGAGCAAGAGGAGCGCCGGCGCACGUUCUGGUCAGGAUAUCUACUCGACAGGCUCAUUUCAUGCGGAAGGUCACGGCCUCUCUGCUUCCACGACGACGACUGCCAUGUGCGCCUGCCAUGCGACGAGGAGACCCUUCGCACUGGACAGGUGCAGACCACGCAUACCCUGCACGAGCUGCUUUGCUGGGACUCGGAGAUCGAUCACGAACAGCCUCCCAGUCCGUUUGGUCUGGUCAUUCUCAUGGCCUCCAUCUUUGGCCGAUGCACGCGGUACGUGCACAGAGAGUGUAAUCCCGACAAAACGCCACCCUGGGACACCAACUCGGAGUUUUCCAAGAUCAACUCGUCCUUGCUGCUGCUGGAGUCCUAUUCCACAAACAGGCGGCUCUCCGUCGUUGACACACUGCGACACAAGCACUCCCCGCAUCAAUCAGAAGAAGAGCAAGUCGUCUUCGCCCAUAGCCUGUUCCAUCUGUGCCAUUGUCUACUGAACCACCCUUUCCUCUUACGGCUGCGUCUCAAGCCAUUCGGAUCAAAAGCUCCCACUAGCUUUGCCCUACGCGUCCUCCAGACGGCGAUCGAACACGCCAACCAGCUGAUGGACCUUCUACGCGAUGCCAGCGAGGCAGGAUUUCCCCUGCAGUCAUCCUUCUACCCAUACUGCGUCGUAGUCGUAGCGGGGAUACAGUCCCUUGCGUUUCACUACGAAGCAUCCAAGAAUGACCCACACUCCUCAGAUAGUUUGGACUACUUCCACCGAAGUCUCAGCAUGCUCGAGCGCCUAUCAGGGACAUGGGGGCACGCUGCAAACAUGGUUGUUCGACUUCGCGAAUUCCACGCCCAAGGCCAUAUAUUUUCCUCGCUCCUGGAUCCCGCCUGCAUAACCGACGACAUGGACACUUCCUCUGUGGACGCCCUUUGGACAAUGCUGGAUUAUGGCCUGGUUGGCUCCCGAAUCAGCGACAGCCCCGGUUUCUCAGGCUCGCUUCUUUCGAACAUGCCCUCGCCGUCGUCCUGGGCUCUGGGCUCCGAUAUCUUCAAUACAGAUUCCCUCGGAAUGGGGAAUACAGACCCCCAGCUGCUGGGUGGACUGACACCUGUUCACUUUAAUCGGGAAGUAGACACGCUUCUCAAUCCAUGUUGACGGUAUAUACUCGGCAACUGGGAUGACUUAUGUAUCAUGAUGUAAUGAACUAGCCUUGGC
This is a messenger RNA of Aspergillus versicolor CBS 583.65, 2098 nucleotides long. RefSeq lists its product as uncharacterized. Gene Ontology annotation, cellular component: nucleus. Gene Ontology annotation, molecular function: zinc ion binding; DNA binding; DNA-binding transcription factor activity, RNA polymerase II-specific. The transcript has 7 exons. The record is from RefSeq and is a predicted model, not a curated record. NCBI's taxonomy places the organism in Eukaryota, Fungi, Ascomycota, Eurotiomycetes, Eurotiales, Aspergillaceae. Gene Ontology annotation, biological process: DNA-templated transcription; regulation of DNA-templated transcription. The coding region runs from base 107 to 2038 and encodes 643 amino acids.